AUGAUAAUUCUUUGCUACAAAGUCGCAUCUGGAUUCUACUAUCUCAAAGCUCAAAUUUACAAGAGAUUAGCUCCUAAUGACCCUAGUCUCAACAGAUCUCACACUCCUAGAGUUGAAUUCCACUUUAUUUUGGCCUUUGCCAAUAAGGAGUAUAACGAAGAUGGGAAAAGCAACGGAAAUUUCAUAGAAACUUGGAAUGAGGUUUACUUCGGUCCAGAAAAAGUGAAAAAAUUGAAGGAAAAUUUUCCAAAUGUAAAGGUCAUAAUUAGCAUUGGAGGUCGUGGUGUUGAAACUCCAUUCGAUCCUGCUGAGGGAAGUAUAUCGACUAGAAAUGUUGUACAUUCACUCAAAGUGCUCAUCGGAAAAUAUAAAAGUGUUAGCGGUAACAUAAUUGAUGGCAUUGACAUCAAUUAUGAAACUAUCAAAACUAAUAAUGACCUAUUUGUUAAAGGCAUAGGGCAAGUUAUAAUCAAACUCAGGAAUGAUGAUAACCUAAAUAUUGAUGUGAUGUCUGUUGUGAAAAACAAUGUCAAGAACAAAAUAUAA
Vicia villosa (hairy vetch) is the source of this 546-nucleotide messenger RNA. Its product is annotated as chitinase 2-like. Gene Ontology annotation, molecular function: hydrolase activity, hydrolyzing O-glycosyl compounds. The transcript is spliced from 2 exons. Gene Ontology annotation, biological process: carbohydrate metabolic process. The record is from RefSeq and is a predicted model, not a curated record. The coding region runs from base 1 to 546 and encodes 181 amino acids. NCBI's taxonomy places the organism in Eukaryota, Viridiplantae, Streptophyta, Magnoliopsida, Fabales, Fabaceae.